Molecule: messenger RNA, 168 nt
Organism: Dovyalis caffra
Lineage: Eukaryota; Viridiplantae; Streptophyta; Magnoliopsida; Malpighiales; Salicaceae
Source: the annotation of a GenBank genome assembly
AUGGACUUUUUGUCGAACCCAAAAAAAUAUCCAGAAAGAGUCUCCCAUGGUAUGUUUAUCAGGAACAAUAAUAUUUUGGAUCACCUCAUAAAUUCCAAGCCCAUUUACAUGGCAAGUGAAGGAAGACCCAACACUUCGGAUGAAGCCGAGUUGCCUGGUCCAGAGUAA